Molecule: messenger RNA, 4007 nt
Organism: Corythoichthys intestinalis (scribbled pipefish)
Lineage: Eukaryota; Metazoa; Chordata; Actinopteri; Syngnathiformes; Syngnathidae
Product: cone cGMP-specific 3',5'-cyclic phosphodiesterase subunit alpha'-like
Exons: 22
Coding region: 1-2526 (841 amino acids)
Biological process (GO): visual perception; signal transduction
Molecular function (GO): 3',5'-cyclic-nucleotide phosphodiesterase activity; protein binding
Source: RefSeq, a predicted model, not a curated record
AUGGGUGACAAAGACACUGUGGAGAAGUUCCUGGACAACAACCCGCAGUUCGCCAAGGAGUACUACGACAAAAAAGUCAGAGCGGACGUCAUCGCCGCCGCUUUCGACAACGACGCGUCCUCGUACAACGCCGCUGCCGUCGUCCAGGAGGCUCGGUUCGUGUCGGAGCUGGUCAAGGAGCUGCGAGGCCCCGGCCCUCUGGAGAAGUCCCUCCACAAAGUUCUCCAGAGGACUGCGCUGGUCGUCGGCGCCGACCGCUGCAGCUAUUUUGGCUACCGGGCGCGCAACGGGACACCCGAGCUGGCCACGGUGCUCUUCGACGUCACGCGCGAUUCCACCUUUGAACAGAACCUGGUGGACCCCGAUGUAGAGAUCGUUUUCCCCACCGAUAUGGGGAUCGUCGGGUGGACGGCGCACAGCAAAAAGCCGCAGAAUAUCGCCGACGUCAAGAAGGACUCGCAUUUCAGCGACUUUGUGGAUAAACAGACAAAGUACACUACAAAAAGUAUGAUGACGGCGCCCAUUUUGUGCGGGAAGGAGCCCGUCGGCGUUGUCAUGGCGCUCAACAAGCAGGGCGACGACGCCUUUUCCAAAAGCGAUCAGGAGCUUUUCGCCCAGUACGUCAAUUUUGCGGCGGUGGUGGCCCUCCAAGCGCACACGGCUUACAUGUGGGAUGUGGAGUCCAGGAGAAGCCAGGUUCUGCUGUGGUCAGCCAGCAAAGUCUUUGAGGAGCUGACGGACAUCGAGCGGCAGUUUCACAAAGCCCUCUACACGGUCAGGACUUACAUCAAGUGCGAGAGGUACUCUGUGGGGCUCCUGGAUAUGACCAAAGACAAAGAGUUUUUUGAUGAGUGGGCCAUCAAACUUGGGGAACAGGAAGCAUACAAAGGUCCCAAAACACCUGAUGGUAGAGAAAUCAACUUCUACAAGAUCAUUGACUACCUGCUGGAAGACAAAGAGGAAAUUAAAGUCAUUCCCGCCCCCCCCGCGGACCACUGGGCCCUGGUCAGCGGACUGCCCACUUACGUGGCAGAGAACGGAUUUAUUUGCAACAUGAUGAACGCCCGAGCCGAUGAGUACUUCUCAUUUCAGAAAGAAGCGGUGGACGAGAGCGGCUGGAGAAUAAAGAACGUCCUCUCCCUCCCCAUUGUCAACAAAAAGGAAGAAAUAGUGGGCGUGGCCACCUUCUUCAACAGACGCGACGGCAAACCCUUUGAUGAGAGCGACGAGCAAAUCGCAGAAGCUCUCACCCAGUUCCUGGGCUGGUCCACUCUUAACAGUGACACCUAUGACAAACUCAACCGCACCGAGUGGGGUAAAGACGUGGCGCAGGAAAUGCUAAUGUACCAAACUAAGGCCACGCCUGCCGACGUACAGAGCAUUUUGAACACUCAAGAAAAAUUGGGUUCUGCGCCAGAGGACUGCGACCAGAAGGAGAUGUACAAGCUGCUGAGAGCCAGCAUCCCCGAAUCAGACGCCGUGGAUCUUCACGAGUUCAGCUUCAGCGACUUCCCGCUGUCCCAGUCAGAUCUCGUCAAGUGCGGCAUCCGCUGCUUCUUCGACCUCGGGGUGGUGGAGAAGUUUAAAGUCCCGGCGGAGAUCCUGACGCGAUGGAUGUACACGGUUUGCAGAGGUUACCGCGACAUCACCUACCACAACUGGAGGCACGGCUUCAACGUGGGACAAACCAUGUUCGCACUCCUGCUGACGGGAAAGCUGAAGAAGUACUACUCAGAUCUGGAGGCUUUUGCUAUGGUGGCCGCCGGGUUCUGCCAUGACAUCGACCACAGGGGGACCAACAACCUCUACCAGACAAAGAGCGCGUCCCCGCUGGCCAAACUUCACAGCAGCUCCGUGAUGGAGCGACAUCAUCUAGAGUACAGCAAGACGCUGAUGGAAGACGAGAACUUGAACAUCUUCCAAAACCUGCAAAAGCGCCAAUUUGAGACCGUGCAGCACCUGUUUGAAGUUUGCAUCAUCGCCACGGACCUCGCGCUCUACUUCAAGAAGAGAACAAUGUUCCAGAAGAUUGUGGAUUCCAUGGAGGCCAUUCCGGACGAGAAGGACAAAAUCAACCACAUCUCCAACAACCCGACCAGGAAGGAGAUCAUCAUGGCGAUGAUGAUGACGGCGUGCGAUCUGUCGGCCAUUACCAAGCCGUGGGAGGUUCAGAGUAAGGUGGCUUUGAUGGUGGCGGCAGAAUUCUGGGAGCAGGGAGAUCUGGAAAGAACCGUCCUUGACCAGCAGCCCAUCCCAAUGAUGGAUCGGAAUCACGCUGACGAGUUACCAAAGAUGCAGUGCGGCUUCAUCGAUUUUGUCUGCUCUUUCGUGUACAAGGAGUUUUCACGCUUCCACAAGGAGAUCGACCCCAUGUUUGCGGGUCUCAACAACAACCGGGGAGAGUGGAAAGCACUCGCUGAUGUCCACGAGGCCAAGAUGAAGGCCAUCCAAGAUGAGAAGAAGAAACUGGAAGGCGGAGGAGAGGGGGACGCGGGUGGCAAGUCAAAGACGUGCAUCAUCUGCUAAGUAAAAUAGGCACUUCAAGUUAACGGCACAUUUUUACCAGGGCCUAAAAACACGGCCAUUGAUGGCAGUAGACAUCUGAUCUGUUUCGCCCCGUCUGCAUCUCAAGGGCCCAAAUAAAGGACACUUUUAGCAUUUUAUGCCGUUUACCGCAAAGAAAUAGGAUAAACACUUUGCUAGUUUACUUACGUUUUAAAAAUGUCUCCUGCUAUAAUAGGACAAACUACGUAAGAAGAUUUGACACAAUUGGAUUUGCUUAUUAGCUCUUUGGAGUCCCCGGCUUGUAUUUUUCUAAGCCAGCUGGCCCCUCCGCCCCCCAUUUGCUACAUAAAGUAAAAACAGUGACGUCCAACCCGCCAACCUCACGAGACACACAGGUGGUCUUAAUCCACUCAUGUUACAAUAGCUUUAAAUAGAUGUUACCUUAUGUCAGUGCUUCUCAAUUAUUUUCUGUUACGCCCCCCCAAGGAAGACGUAAAUGUUUCGCGCCCCCCCAAACUCUCUGCCGCCACUGUAAAUAGUAUCAUUUGUCUAUAAAAUGACUAUUAUUAAUACGCAUCUGCCUAACAUUGGGUCCUUUUUUUUCUAAUAAAGAAAAAAAGUAACAUAGAUCAACUUAUAAUAAAGUAUAACUUUAUUAACAUUGUUUUGUUUGUAACAGAGAAGACUUGACGCGCAUCAGUUUGCCUGAAUUUUAAAAAAGUCACAUCCAAAAUGUAAAAAUACACUCAACGUACAUUUUUGACUAUUUGAUACAGAAAAAUAAAAUGUAAUAAGAUCAGUAAAUAAUAACAAAUUCAAAUUCAUUAGAAACAUUCACUCAUGAGGACAAUAUGCCAAAAAAACUGACCGAAAAAACAAAACUGAAUAAAAGAAAAAAAAGAGUGUCCUUGGACAGAAGGACAGUUUUUAUUUUUACUGCUCACACCUCCUUUGCAAUGGUGUGGAGUUAUUUUGCAAUAAGCAUGCUAACAAUGCUCACUGGUUUACUGAUAUAACACUGACAAACCAGGACGAUUGUUGGCAAUAUUUGGCACGUUUUCGCUGAAAAACAAUCAAGCGGAUUAUCAAUGAGAUUGGGGUCUAAUGUCGUUAAGUGGCGUCUUAAUUGAUUUGUUUUCUGGCUGUCCGCUAUAAUUAUUUUUAGACACAGUAAACUUUGGUCUUUCCUCAUCAUACACUGUAUUAAAAGUCAAAGCUAAAAGGCAAACAGCACGAAAAAAGCGCAUUCUCGGCGGCCGAGGUAGAACCGUAGGUGAGGGCGGUCGUCGUGACGAUCCCAAACCGAAAAUGGCACUUCUCGGGCGGCGACGUGAGAACCGGACAAGACACUGCGUCGUCACAAGUUGCUGCGUGAGUGAGUCCGGUCGGAAAACGGCUUUCGAAAACGGCGGCGGCGCACUGCUCUUCAUAUCUGUUUUCUGUGUGCUGAGUGCUCUUUCUUAGUUCAAAAAUACUGCGCGCACUCUGAAAAUGAGAGCGCC